Pelodiscus sinensis (Chinese soft-shelled turtle) is the source of this 1757-nucleotide messenger RNA. The record is from RefSeq and is a predicted model, not a curated record. Lineage: Eukaryota; Metazoa; Chordata; Testudines; Trionychidae.
AUGGUCAACCCUGCUGCUGCAGCAGUGUUGAGAAAUCGAGCACUGAGUUUGGAGAAGAUUAUCCAGAGGGAUUUCUUUCCUGAUGUUGAGAGGUUACGUGCUCAGAAGGAGUACUUGGAAGCUGAAGAAAGUGGUGACUUAGAGAAAAUGAGACAAAUAGCAAUCAAAUUUGGCUCUUCAUUGGGGAAAUCAUCCAAGGAGACACCUGCCCCAUAUGUUACUCCAGCCACAUUUGAAACACCUGAAGUACACCCAGGCGCCUCUUCCUUGUUGAAUAAGUCCAAGAUUGGGAUCAAAACUGCAGAAGAAGGAGAAGUGGAGAAAGAACAGAAUAAGGAUGCUCUUCCCAGCCUUGACAGUUUCUUAACCAAACACACCAGCGAAGAUAAUGCUUCAUUUGAGCAGAUCAUGGAAGUGGCCAAAGAGAAGGAGAAGGCCAGACACUCUUGGCUGUACGAAGCAGAAGAGGAGUUCGCUCAGCGACGACUUGAGUAUCUGGCGCUUCCCUCAGCAGAGCACCAGGCCCUGGAGAGUGGGAAAGCUGGAGUGGAGACUUGGGAGUACAAGGCUCAGAAUUCCCUGAUGUAUUACCCACCAGGUGUGCCUGAUGAGGAUGAUGUGUUUAAGAAGCCUCGAGAAGUUGUGCAUAGGAACACCCGCUUUCUGAAAGAUCCAUUCAGUCAAGCACUGAGUAAAUCCCAGCUGCAGCAGGCAGCAGCCCUCAAUGCCCAGUACAAACAGGGCAAAGUAGGGCCAGAUGGGAAAGAGCUGAUCCCCCAGGAGUCUCCAAAAGUGAAUGGCUAUGGAUUUGUGGCCACCCCCUCUCCUGCCCCUGGUGUGACCGAUUCUCCUCUUAUGACAUGGGGCGAGAUUGAGAGCACCCCCCUGCGAAUAGAUGGGUCAGAAACUCCGUAUGUGGACAGGACACCUGGACCAGCUUUCAAGAUCCUGGAGCCUGGGCGCAGAGAGCGGUUAGGACUCAAGAUGGCCAAUGAGGCAGCUGCUAAAAACCGAGCAAAGAAACAGGAAGCAUUAAGAAGAGUCACGGAAAACUUGGCUAGCCUCACUCCAAAAGGACUGAGUCCAGCUAUGUCACCAGCCUUACAACGACUAGUAAACAGGACUGCGAGCAAAUAUACUGAUAAAGCACUGCGAGCCAGUUAUACCCCUUCUCCAGCACACCCCGGAACUCCUGGGUAUAAGACCCCAGUAGGUGGGUCACAGACACCCACUAGCACCCCACCUCCUAGGACUGUUUCUCAGACUCCAGUAACCCAAGAUCCCACUUCAAUCACAGACAACCUGCUGCAGCUCCCUAAAAGACGAAAGGCAUCUGAUUUCUUCUAAAUACCCCCUUUACCAGCAGGGGCUGCAACAUUAGCUCUGCAGGGCUGUGUGUAAGCUGAGGGCAGUAUACGCUUCCAGGAGAAAGGACAUUUGCUUAAAGCUGCUAGAACAUGGUCUAGCAGUUGCUGGAUUUGGGACCAUUUCUGCCCUUGAAUAGUGCAUAGUUCCCACAUUUGACAUGCCAUUACUAGAACAAGAGUGGAGCAGCUUACAACUUGUAUUUUGGAAGCAGAAUAUUUACUAUUGUGGUAUAAUUUCUCUUAGUACCAUGGAGGUGUGUGGCACAGAAUCACUAGGGGACAAGGAUGUUUCCAGAAAUAACUUAAACUGCUUGGACUUUUGGAAAAUAGGACGAAAUGUUUGGGAUAUUUUUUGUAAUUUUCCUUGGUUUUUUAAAAAGUGUGAUCCUG